AUGUUUUCGUUUGGUUUUCUUUUCCGAAUCUGUGAAGAACCUCGGUUCCAGAAUAAGCUGCUCAGUGGACAAAUAUUGCGGCUGAGGCUGUCCAGCACCUGUUUAUCACGUUGGUGUCCGUGUUGUUACGCGGAGCUCGACGACGUGCCUCGUGAAUCGUCGCGACCGAUCGUACUCACGCCAGAACACCUCAAGACCACAAUUCGUGCAUAUCCGACGAAACGUGACGUCGUCGUCGUCGAGUGCUCUGCUGCUCCAUCGUCAUCAAAAUCUGCUCAAAUGACAACCACAACGAUGCUCACGUCAUUAGACGUUAUUACACCGCCUAAUGUGCACUACGCGGACAUCAGAACUUCUCCUUGUUCCUGGCCGCUUAGGAUUACUGUAGAACCGGCGAAUUUUCCCACCGCUUUGUCGUCAACGCUGGUUACUCAAAGCGCCCCGAAUACGCCAAUAGCGCAUCGAAUGGCAAGGCACGAAGCAAAUCAAGAAGCUCAGCGGCAUCAAAACGUAGUAGCACCUCAGGGAAAGCCGCUCAAUAACAAUUACUAUAGGGCUGGGAUUGGAACGCUCUACGAAGGUAUUUUUGCAUGUUUCCGACCAGUAUGGGGAUAUUUUGGGCGGAGUAAUAAUGACUUGGUAAAGUCAAUAGAAGACGAUUGGGAGAUACCGUUCGAAGCGAUUACGGGUUUAGAAUGGCUCGGUGCCGGUUCACAAGGCGCAGUUUUUAGAGGAUGUUUGAACGGGCAGACUGUGGCGGUGAAAAAAGUGAAACUAAAGGAGGAAACCGAUAUCAAACAUCUACGUCAUUUAAAUCAUCCGAAUAUUAUCAAAUUUAUAGGUGUAUGCACACAAGCUCCAUGUUUCUGUCUUGUUAUGGAGUACUGCCCAAAUGGCCAAUUAGGCGACGUUUUGAAAUCAGACAGGGUUAUAGGAUGGCAAGAAUGGUGCUCAUGGAGUCGCCAAAUUGCUGAAGGAAUGGAAUACUUGCAUAAGAAUAAAGUGAUACAUCGUGACUUGAAAAGUCCUAAUAUUCUAUUCGAUGAGGAUGGUGUGGUGAAAAUAUGCGACUUUGGUACAUCACAUCAACAGAAGAAACAGAAUAGUACGGUAAUGUCAUUUUGUGGUACGGUAAGCUGGAUGGCACCGGAAGUGAUCAAGAAACAACCGUGUUGUGAAAAGGUUGAUGUCUACUCAUACGGUGUUGUACUGUGGGAAUUAUUGACAAGAGAGCAACCGUAUAAGAAUAUCAAUCAAAUGGCAAUCAUCUAUGGAGUUGGAUCAAAUAACCUCUCACUUCCCAUACCGGAAACAGCUCCGGACGGUUUAAAGAUGUUAAUGCGACAAUGUUGGAGCACUACGCCUCGAAAUCGACCAUCAUUUACGCAGUGCCUCAAAUAUAUGGAUAUAUUAUAUGCUGAAUUCAAGGAAAUGGGUGAUGAGGAAUUCUUCCGUCGAGCUGCUAAAUGGCGAGCAGAUGCGGCAAAUAUACAGUAUCCGGAGACGAUCACUAAAGGAAACGCUCAAAAUUUUGCUGAACGAGAAGACGAGAAGGAAUUGAUCCGGAAAAGAAGGGAAGAACUGAAGCAUGCUCAGGAUAUACGUGAAAUGUACGAGAAUAAGCUGAAAAGAACGAAUAAAAUGUAUUCGAAGCUUACCGAUUGUAUGAACGAAUUGUUGUUGAAAGAAAAGGAGCUUGAGCAUCGUAUUCGUAUGUUGGACGAACAACAACGUUAUCCAUACAUGUACGCUAGCACGAGUACUCGUCCUACGGUAGUUCGAGCCGGUCCACGUACUAUGAGAGGAUCCGAACAAGACAUUUAUUGUACUGCUAUCGACCCGCACACUUACGGGAUGGAGGUCUCGUCAAGCGAAGACGAUCUAGCCGAAUAUCAUCGUGGCUCUCCUUAUAGAUGUAGUCAAGCUAGCAGUUCGUCCGGUUUCCCCUCGUCCACAUCAGCGACAUUCUCUCGUCAAUCCUCAUCUCGUAGUUCAGCUGGAAUGGCGCGACGCCGUGACAGUACGUUGCGCGAGUCGCCCGUACGAGGUCACCACAGUCCAUUCUCUCGUAGCCCAUAUAUGCGACAUUCAUCAUCAUCACAGUAUUGUUCGGAACUGGUACGAAAUUCACCAGCACGAACGAGUGGAAUGUCUGAGGAUAGUGGUGUGCACAUGUGGAAUGAACCAAGUGUAUUACCAGGAGGACAACAGGUUGUCUACUCGCAAACUCUUUUCCGUAAUGUGGAUGGUCGUUGGUCGGAUAGUCGAAUAGUUCAACGGAGGAAGCCAAAACGAUCCUCGACCUUCCAACGAGACAGCCCUGCCCGAAUACCACAAACUCGCUCAAAACAACAACGAGCCUCGUAUCCAUCGCCGAUGCAUCUCGAUUUGGAGUGUUGUUGUGACUGUAACAAUGAGAACUGUUGUCGUCGACAACGCGCUCGAUCGAUGAUUCAUGAGCGAAUGGAGCAAUCACCUACACCGUAUGACGAUCCGGCCGAGUUGAAUGUGUCGAAUUUGCCGCAGUCCACCUCCUAUCAGGAAGCACUACGUCAAGCUGGUGAACUGCCGUCGACAUCAUCCGAACAUCGACUCUCGACCGUAGUUGAACCAACACCGUCCAGAGGCGUUAUGGGGUAUACAAAUCCAAUUUUUGUGUCACCGGUCACCUCGUACGUGAAUCCUAUCUCUUCACCGGAUUCACCACAAAGCCCACCACCAUCCCUACGGAAGUUAUCCGGAGGACAAUCCACUAAUGUCGACGAUCAAAACAUGGAUUUGUUCUCAUCAUUGGAUUCGAAUAAUCCACACGCUAAACCGCAAUCACAAUCUGAUGCGUCGGCCGAAAGUAGCACGGACGAAGACAAGGACGAAGAGAAUGGAAAUGUUUUGGAUUCGUCGCUGGAUUCACAAAAAGCAUUCAGUGCUUUGACAAAAACGAGUAGCGAAGAGGACAGUGCUGAGAAACGAAAGCGUGAAUUGAUCAUGUUGACGUCAUCAUCGACAAUGGCUUCUUCGUUGGAACGAUCUCUGGAGCAGGGCGCAAUGCAUUCAGACGGGCUCAGCGACAAGGAGCGACGAGUGCGAGCAGUGAAGAACACGAUCCGCGGACAUCGACGAACGCAAUCGAAUCCACAAUCUGUCAUUAUGUCGAUAGUGGAUGAGACAAGUUCGGAGACGGAUUCGGACGAUGCUGUCGACAUUUAA
This is a messenger RNA of Necator americanus (New World hookworm), 3207 nucleotides long. RefSeq lists its product as uncharacterized. The transcript is spliced from 27 exons. Gene Ontology annotation, molecular function: ATP binding; MAP kinase kinase kinase activity. Gene Ontology annotation, cellular component: cytoplasm. Bases 1 to 3207 code for a protein of 1068 amino acids. NCBI's taxonomy places the organism in Eukaryota, Metazoa, Nematoda, Chromadorea, Rhabditida, Ancylostomatidae. Gene Ontology annotation, biological process: protein autophosphorylation; signal transduction. The record is from RefSeq and is a predicted model, not a curated record.